Daphnia carinata is the source of this 1756-nucleotide messenger RNA. RefSeq lists its product as uncharacterized. The coding region runs from base 53 to 1756 and encodes 567 amino acids. Gene Ontology annotation, cellular component: cytoplasm. The record is from RefSeq and is a predicted model, not a curated record. The transcript is spliced from 2 exons. Lineage: Eukaryota; Metazoa; Arthropoda; Branchiopoda; Diplostraca; Daphniidae. Gene Ontology annotation, molecular function: RNA binding.
GAAAGAAUCGCAGGCGAAGGAAACGAAAUGGAGUGCACGGUUACGGGCGCAGAUGGUGGAAAGGGCGACGGACGGGUUGGAGCUAUUUGGACUUGUACGUGAACGGUACGACACGCUGCGGGAGGCGGUGGCCGGAGGGCCCAGGAGGGCCAAGAGAGGUAUUAUCGACGUCGGCGGUACCGCACUGCAAUGGCUGUUUGGGGUGGCGACAAGUCAAGAUCUAGAAGAACUUAAUGGUCAGCUGCAGGCCUUGGGAGGAGAAACGUCGGGGAUAGUGAGUGCGGUGGCUCAUCAAGCAACGUUAGUGAAUGAGACAUUACGAGAACUAGGGGAACAUGUACUGGCCAUGCAGCAGCUGGACAGAGCGCACCAAUCACUGGAGAAGGAAUUCAACAAAUGGAGACAGAAUGUGGUGAGUGCCGUGAACGCCCUAGAGAGUCAAGUGAUUAUGACGACGAGGGUGGACGAAGCCUUUCGAGCUGCUCAGAGAGUUCUAGACUGGGCCAGCAUGGCAUUGGAGGACAUCGGUAUUGGUUUCGCCCUGUUGGCAACCGGCAACCUACCCCCGGAACUUUUCCCACCUACUCAACUGCGAUCGGUUCUUAAAGAAAUUCGAGCUUCUUUGGCGAUGGGUUGGGCACUAACACCUGCUUUGCAGAAUGGUGACCUGUGGAGGGCAUACCAGGAAGCCCGGGUCGUCGUAGCGGCCACAACAAACGGGCUUCGGCUAUUCAUUCAUCUGCCAAUAAUUGAGAUUAUUACUAAGACAUUUGAGUUAUAUCGAACACUUGUGUUGCCAGUGUUUAGUGCUGCAGGGCGGGAUCAGCAAACAUUUAUUGAACUGACGGAAACCAAGGUACGCUCUUGCCAGGGAAGGGCGAGCUCGGUAUGUCCGCCCAGUAAAGCUAUCUACCGGAAAAAUUUUAAGAAGACUUGUGUGAUGGCGCUGUUCCUGCAGGAUACUGACAAAAAGAAGACGGAGUGCGAUCAUGUUGUAGUAGAAUGGAGAGAACCUGAAGCCAUUUACCUGGGCCACCGGACAUGGGCAGUAUCAAUGAAUAAUCUACGCUCUCUUGUAAUGGAGUGUCCUCAACAGACAGAUUCGAGGGAUUCUUCGAAAGCAGAGCUGCCGUUGGUCGGCAUUGUCGAAAUCCCACACGGUUGCUCCAUUCAAACUGAUGAGUGGAUUUUGCAGGCCAGUAGGCAACACUCGUUAUCAUCCACUAGGAAGGGGAACGACUUUGUGCCACGUCUAAAAGGGGUAAACUGGGCUGUAGCUACAGACGCCCAACAACAAGGAAGCAUGACGAGCGGGAAAUCUACGAACUCAUCGCUGCAGGCUUCAUUAGAGGCGCCCUUGAAACGGAUCGGCGGCAGUCUGAAGAACGCAGCUAGUUUUGGUAACACUAUCCGUGCUUUGGAAGUAGACGACUCGGAGAGGGAAAAACGAGCAGCGGAACAUCAUAAAUAUCCAUUCGAGCUAUGGGGUGUGGGAGCAGCGUUGUUUAUGGUCAGUGUGGCUGUGUGCAGUAUCCAGUGGUGCCGAGGGAGAAAAGGAGACGUUAAUAUGGCCGACCUUCGGAAACGCCUACGGAUGGUGGAGGAGUUCGUCGAGGAAGAAGCUGAGAAGCGACGCGCGCGGCGGUGGAACACCAUGCAUUGCCUUACGGAAAUAGACAAUCGUAUGGCAGCGCAUGAAGAGGCUUGCUUGACGACACUGCACAAGCUGGAGUCGUCCCUUGAGCAUCUGGCAUGA